UUGCCUUAAAAAAAAAACAACCCCGAUAUUACAUGAUUGUUGUGAUUCUACUCGUUAAAUAGGCCAUAAUUUUCUGCAAUAGGUGCGGAGGUUUCACGUUUGAUGUAAGAAGUCCCGAAAGUAGGUUAACAAACAUGAUUCAUCCCCCAAGAUAUUCUUUUAACAAAUCAUCCAAAUUAGUCAAUCCAGUAACAGUUGAAUCAGCUUUUGUGGAGACCAAACAAACUUUGCCACGAUUCAGUUACCCAAAAACCUGCUUCUCUUUCCGACUUUUCACUUCACCAAACGUGUUUCUCUUCAUUCUUCACAACUGAAAACACCACAAACACAGAUAAUAAGGAGUGAAAAAUUGGAACACAAAGCACAAAGGAAAGCUAUGAAAACAGUGACUUCGAGUUUCUUCAAUGAUCAAACUGUUUUUCUCACCACUAAACUUCUACGUUGGACUAUUUGUUCUCUUGUUCCAAUAGCUUUGUUUCUUAUAUACUUCUACCAUAUACCAAUUCUACCCUUUUCUCCAUCUUCACAAUCUGACUUCACUCAUUCCAAUAUCAUUUCUCCCUCUUCUUCACCUUCAUCUUAUUUUGCAGAAAAGAAAAAAACUUACCAAAACCAAUGUGAUUACUCAAAGGGAGAUUGGAUCAAAGACACUUCAAGCCCUUUAUACAAUGACACAACAUGUGGCAUGAUAAAAGAAGGAAGAAAUUGCAUCAAACAUGGAAGACCUGACUCUGAUUAUCUUUAUUGGAGAUGGAAACCAACUGAAUGCUAUCUUCCAAGGUUUGAACCUCACACUUUUCUCAAACUCAUUAGCAACAAACAUAUCGCUUUUGUUGGAGAUUCAAUGGCCAGGAACCAAUUAGAGUCUCUUCUAUGUAUGUUAGCAACUGUUUCAGUUCCUAAUCUUGUGUACCAAAAUGGUGAUGAUAAUCAAUUCUCCAAGUGGUACUUUUCUUCAUACAAUGUAAGUGUUUCAUUGUAUUGGUCUCCAUUUUUAGUUCAAGGUAUUGAAAAAUCAAGCACAAGGCCGAAUAAUGAGUUAUAUUUGGAUCAUGUGGAUGAAAAAUGGGCAAAAGAUAUGAAUCAAAUGGACAUGAUUGUGUUAUCAGUUGGACAUUGGUUUUUGCUUCCGGCUGUUUAUCGUGAAGGUGAUUCUGUUUUAGGGUGUCAUUAUUGUCCUGGUCUUAAUUACACCGAUAUCGGAUUUUAUGAUGCACUGAGAAAGUCUAUAAGGACUACUCUUAACAGCAUAAUUGAUAGAAGAGGUAAAGGAAUUGAUGUAUUUGUGACAACAUUUACACCACAUCAUUUUGAAGGUGAUUGGGAUAAAGCCGGUGCUUGUCCGAAGACUAAGCCUUAUAGAAACCGCGAGAAGGAAGUUGAAGGAAUGAAUGGUGAGAUGAGGAAGGUUGAGGUUGAAGAAGUUGUGGCUGCUAAGGUUAAAGGGAAUAGAGUUGGAAGGUUUAGGUUUGAGGUAUUGGAUGUAACAGGAUUGGCUUUAUUGAGACCGGAUGGUCACCCCGGUCCUUAUAUGAAUCCUUUUCCAUUUUUUGAUGGUGCUAAAGAACGUGUGCAGAAUGAUUGUGUUCAUUGGUGUUUGCCAGGACCGAUUGAUACAUGGAAUGAGAUAUUUCUAGAAAUGGUAAAGAAGUGGGGGGAAGAAACUAGGAGUGAAGAUUGAGAUGUUUCUCAUGUAUUGUUAAUUGAUACCUUGCUGUUUAUAUUACAUGUUAUUGUUCUUGCAUUGGAACAGAAAUUUUUUGUUUCAGGUUAGGUAUCAAAAGGAAAUAUUUAGAUAUUGAUA
Vicia villosa (hairy vetch) is the source of this 1804-nucleotide messenger RNA. RefSeq names its product xyloglucan O-acetyltransferase 1-like. Bases 377 to 1681 code for a protein of 434 amino acids. The record is from RefSeq and is a predicted model, not a curated record. Gene Ontology annotation, cellular component: Golgi apparatus. NCBI's taxonomy places the organism in Eukaryota, Viridiplantae, Streptophyta, Magnoliopsida, Fabales, Fabaceae. Gene Ontology annotation, molecular function: O-acetyltransferase activity. The transcript has 2 exons.